This is a messenger RNA of Metarhizium acridum CQMa 102, 3366 nucleotides long. RefSeq lists its product as uncharacterized. Lineage: Eukaryota; Fungi; Ascomycota; Sordariomycetes; Hypocreales; Clavicipitaceae. The record is from RefSeq and is a predicted model, not a curated record. Gene Ontology annotation, biological process: DNA repair; proteasome-mediated ubiquitin-dependent protein catabolic process. Gene Ontology annotation, molecular function: nucleic acid binding; protein binding. Gene Ontology annotation, cellular component: nucleus; site of double-strand break.
AUGCUCCAACGCCUGCAGCCCAAAGAUUCCGAAACCGAUUUGCUCUUCAUAGGCACCGAUCGAUUAAAUUAUUUCAACGUUGCCUGGAACUCCGAAACGAACCAGCUAGACACAGUCGAACAAACCAUUGAGGAUGUUGCUGAGCAGUACAUGCGGCAUUCUCAGAGUCAGAACAAGUGUUUGGUAGACCCCACAGGCAAAUUCAUGGCUAUGCAUCUUUGGGAAGGCGUUUUAAACGUGUUCCGUCUGCCUAUGCGAAAGGGAAUAACAACAAAGCUGGUGGCUCUAGAUCAAGUGCGAUUAACUGAGCUCUGGAUGAAAGCUAGCACGUUCUUGCACAGCCAAACCGGACAUCCUAAAAUCGCCUUCUUGUACAAGACACAAACCGACCAAGAGGAGGCUCGUAUAGCCGUAUAUAGGCUCACCAAGGACGACAACCGUGGUAAUGUGGCCAGUUUUGAUCCACACAGGGAGAGAGAGCUGGAUCAAGUCAUCUCCGAUCCAUAUGCAUCUAUGCUUAUCCCAGUCCCCUUCAGGGAAGAGAAACGAUAUCAUGUUCGCAAUAACGAAGGGGCAAAGGCGCAUCUGGGAGGAUUAUUGGUUGUGGGAGAAACACUCAUCACGUACUUCGACAGCCUCACUUACUCGAGGGUCUCAUCAACUCUGCAGGACCCAAAAAUAUAUGUGGCAUGGACGGAAUAUGACGACGUCCACUACUUAUUAGCCGAUGACUACGGACGAUUGGACAUACUUACCGUUGAAACUACCACUGAAUCGACUGGUAUCGUGGUGACUGGCAUGGCGGUCUCGCCCAUGAGAUUCCCUGACUCAUCAGCGUAUACUUCUCGAGCGUCGUCACUUGUUUAUAUGGGAGAUGACAUGCUCUUCUUGGCUUCCCACCAUGGCGAUUCACAGUUGCUUCGUAUCGAUAUUGAUGCACAAGUCAUGGUGUUGGUCAAAACUUUAUCUAACAAUGCCCCAAUCUUAGAUUUUGCAAUCAUGGAUAUGGGGAACAGAGAAGGUGACAGUCAGUUCGGAAACGCGUUCUCUUCCGGUCAGGCCAGGAUUGUAGCCGGAUGCGGUGCGUAUCAUGAUGGCAGUCUGCGAAGUAUCCGGAGUGGUGUUGGUCUUGAAGAUCAGGGUAUCCUUGAUGAAAUUCAGGACACCAAGGGCCUCUUCACUUUACGAUCUCAUGAAUCGAGCCAUGUGGAUACACUUGUGGUAUCAUCAGUUGCAGACACACGGGUUCUUAGAUUCGACUCUGCAGGCGACAUAGAAGAAGUUUACGCCUUUCAAGGCUUGACUUUAGAUAUGGAGACUUUGCUGGCUGUCAAUAUAUCUGAUGGUCGGCUCCUACAAGUAACACCUAAAUCUGCUGUCUUGCUAGACUCAGAAAGUGGUGUGAAUUUGUGCUCAUGGGAUGCCCCCAGUGGCAAGGCAAUCACAGCUGCAUCGGCAAAUAAAGGAUGGGCUUUGCUCUCAAUUGAUGGCUCAUCACUUGUUUCGUUGAACCUGCACGACAAUUUAGCCGCCGUCUUGCGGGAUACAUCCGGAGAUGAAUCCUCAGGUCAACCGGACCAGAUCUCAUGUCUACAUGCCGCUAGAGAUUCUCCUGAUAUAGGAGUGGUGGGGUGGUGGACUUCAGGCACUAUAUCCAUUGUCGAUCUCGCUACACUACAGCCUCUGCAUGGUGAACCUCUCAGACAGACUGAGGAUAGUGCGUCGGUGCCACGAGAUAUUGCCCUGGUGCAACUGCACCCACCUCAAGUUUCUGGUCCCACUCUCCUUAUUGCUUUGGAAGAUGGAAAUGUUGUCACGUUCGAUAUGUCUAUGCAAGGAUACACAAUAUCAGGCCGGAAGAGUGUGACACUAGGAAGCAGCCCUGCUCGACUGCAUGUUCUUCCUCAAGAGGAUGGAACAUGUAACGUUUUCGCAACAACCGAGCACGCCAGCUUGAUUUACAGCGCUGAAGGAAGAAUUAUAUACUCGGCAACAACUGCAGACGACGCAACGUAUGUCGCUCCCUUUGACUCGGAGGCAUUUCCAAACUCUAUUGUUCUUUCCACAGACAGUCAUAUACGACUUAGCCAUAUUGAUAAGGAACGUCUCACACAUGUUAAGACACUCUCGGUGAAGGAAACUGUUCGACGAGUUGCAUAUUCACCUACAUUGAAGGUUUUCGGGCUUGGUUGCAUCAAAAAAGAGCUUAUUCACAACGAGGAGGUCAUAACAAGCUCAUUCAGAAUAGUUGACGAAAUUAUUUUCCAAGAACUUGGGAAGCCAUUUAUCUUCAACACCUCCACAUCAUUGGAAAUGGUUGAGACCGUUAUUCGAGCAGAGCUACCAGAUAGCACGGGAAAUCUCGCAGAGCGCUUUAUUAUUGGAACGAGUUUCGUAACCGAUGAUGAUGCCAUAGAGGAGAAUGAUACUCGUGGACGAAUUCUGGUGCUUGGUGUUGACGAAAAUCGUCAAGUUUACCAGAUCGUCUCUCACAAUCUGAAGGGUGCAUGCCGAUGUCUCAGCACACUUGGAGAGCACAUCGUGGCUGGACUUUCGAAGACUGUGGUGGUGUAUAAUUAUGUGGAAGAAACCACGGUAUUCGGCUCUUUGCAAAAACUGGCAGCCUAUCGUCCAGCAUCAUUCCCUCUGGGCCUAGACAUCUCCGGCAACAUCAUUGGAGUGGUCGAUCUAAUGCAAUCCCUGACCUUGGUAGAGUUUAUUCCAUCCAAAGAUGGUUCUCGCGCUAAACUAGAAGAGGUUGCGCGACACUAUCAACCUGGCUGGGCGACGUCCGUAACCAAUCUUGAUGGGGAGAGGUGGUUGGAGGCAGACGCCCAGGGGAAUAUUAUCGUUUUGCAGCGGAACCCAGAAGCUCCUACUGAGCAAGACCGGAGUAAGCUGGAAGUCACAAGUGAGAUUAACAUUGGGGAACAGAUUAAUCAAAUCAGGAGAUUACAUGUGGCAUCGAACGAGAACGCUGUAGUCUCUCCUAAGGCCUUCCUUGGAUCAGUAGGUUUAUCAGAAACUACCAUCAACUGUUGGACCCAACUUCUAAUACUAGUACAGAUUGAGGGGACAUUAUAUUUGUUUGGCGAAAUUGCACCAAAGUAUCAAGAUUUGCUUCUUACCUUCCAAGCGAGGCUUCAGGACUACAUUUAUGCUCCAGGAAAUGUCAGUUUCAACCUCUGGCGUGCGUUCAGGAAUAAGGCCCGUGAAGGCGACGGGCCCUUCCGCUUUGUAGAUGGGGAAAUGGUAGAAAGGUUUCUGGAUCUAGACGAGGCGAAGCAGGAACUUGUCUGUGAGGGCCUUGGACCAAGUGUUGAAGACAUGAGAAAUAUGAUCGAAGAGCUGAGAAGGAUGCAUUAA